Molecule: messenger RNA, 1350 nt
Organism: Eucalyptus grandis
Lineage: Eukaryota; Viridiplantae; Streptophyta; Magnoliopsida; Myrtales; Myrtaceae
Product: pathogenesis-related genes transcriptional activator PTI5
Exons: 1
Coding region: 236-781 (181 amino acids)
Biological process (GO): ethylene-activated signaling pathway; regulation of DNA-templated transcription
Molecular function (GO): DNA binding; DNA-binding transcription factor activity
Source: RefSeq, a predicted model, not a curated record
UCCUUUCUCUCUCUCUCUCUCUCUCUCUCGCUCGCUGGUUCCUCUCACCUUCCUCUUCCAAUCAAAUCUGUCCCAAAGACAAAACCCUUUUUUCUCAAAUGAAUUUAUAGUCAUUUAAGCCAACUUAGACACAAACUCUCCCCACACUUCUUCCAUCAAACCCCACCCUGAUAAGUUCCCAGCAACAUAGAGACACUCACAGAAACACUCGCAAAAAACCUCUUUGCUGUCUUCCAUGGUUCCGCCAUUCCCGACUGCAGAACUGCCUCUCAACGAGAAUGAUUCGCAAGACAUGGUCAUCUACCAUGUCUUGAACGAGGCCAUGUCCCAGAACAACUCCUCCCUCCCGCAUCCGAACCAAUCUGGGUCCCCGUCGAGCGGCGGUUCCCUCGAGCCGUCCAGGGGCAUCACGAAGAAGCACUACAGAGGAGUCCGGCGGCGCCCGUGGGGGAAGUUCGCGGCUGAGAUUCGUGACUCGUUACGCCACGGGGCCCGAGUUUGGCUCGGGACAUUCGAGACAGCCGAGGAGGCGGCGCUGGCUUACGACCGGGCGGCGUUCCGGAUGCGCGGCGCCAAGGCCCUGCUCAAUUUCCCGCCGGAAGUGGUGGCCGCAUCGAUGCCGAUGGAGAGGUAUGAGCCAAGCCGGAGCCAGAGCCCCGGGUCGGCCAAUUCGGACACGAGAGGCCAGACGCAUCGGUCGGAUUCUGAGGUUGGCAUCGCCGGAGGAGCAUCCCGGGAUGUGGCCACUGAACACCUCGAGAAGGUGUUGGAUGUGUUCUGAGGUCGAGCGUCUCCGGUCACUCACGACUCUUGCGGGUAGCCUGGGCCAUGUACUAGGGGUCAAAAAAGUUCUAUUUUCUUGCCAAUUCGGAUUACUUUUUGGUGUCACAUAAGUUUAUCAUCAUGGUUUUUUGCUCGUUUGAGUUUCAAUGUGGUCCAUUGUGUGAUCCGUUCUGUCUAAAUGAUGAGCAAAUCCGGGCAUCUCUCUCCAGAUGAUGAUAUCUUUAUUGGUCCCUUUCACAACAACAAUCAGAAGGACUUUAUUGAACAACUUUGCAAAAUGCACAAAGUGCUACAAUAAGGUAUAGACAUCGCGAAGACAAUGCAUUUUGUCCUUGCUAGAGUUUUUGGUUUUACUGAUUCAUAGGUUGUCUCUUAGGUUAUCGUACUUCGGCCACGUGGUAUUGUAUAAGCAACGCGAAAAAGUUCAGGUGUAAGCUUCUGAUUGGGCUAUAUAUACGCUCUGCAUUUUUGGAGUAAUUUCGCUUGAAUGUACUUCAAUUUGUACAGUUGAUAGUCAUGUAUUAAGCUGCUUUGAUUGAGAAAAAGGAAAAAUGGGGAUGAUAUGAA